Molecule: messenger RNA, 1213 nt
Organism: Diabrotica virgifera virgifera (western corn rootworm)
Lineage: Eukaryota; Metazoa; Arthropoda; Insecta; Coleoptera; Chrysomelidae
Exons: 3
Coding region: 82-999 (305 amino acids)
Source: RefSeq, a predicted model, not a curated record
GUCAUUUGUCAAUUAUUAUUGUUUACAAAUUACAAGCUGAUAAUUGCUAAUAAAGAAAAAAGUAUAUUUUUUAAAAGUAAAAUGGAAAAAUCAUUAAAAAGAUCCAGAGGCCCGAAUUAUAGCGAACGGGAGAAACAAGUUUUAAUAAGCAUAGUUUACAAAUAUAAAGAUGUCAUAGAAAAUAAAAAAACAGAUGGGGUAACAAUUCUACAGAAAGAAAAGACCUGGAAAAAGAUUGAAACAGAGUUUAAUGCUAGGUCUCCUGGACUCAUUAAUAGGUCGGCAGAUUCCUUAAAAAAAUAUUACGAUAACAGAAAAAAAGAAUUGAGAAAAGAAAAGGCACAGGAAAAAAUUGAAGUGUACAGAACAGGUGGAGGUCCUUGUGCAAAGCCACCAAAAAUGGAGUCCUCUGAUGAGGUUUUGUUGUCGAUGGUGAAUGAAAAAACAGUAUCUGGCAUUUUAAAUACAUUUGAUGGAGACAGUGAAGUUACAAAUGAGGAUAUUGAUAUCAGUAUUCCUUCUACCUUCAAAAAUGAUGAAGUGGAACUCUCUUUUGAAUUGGAUGAUGAAGAAGAUAUGCAGGAAACUCCUGCAGCGGAUACAACAGAGAACUCUUCUCGUACAAAACAUACAGAAUGGGAGAGUUAUUCUCCAGCAGACUUGAAGAAAAGUCCCAACAGACUUUUAUUGAACGAUAACAUCAGCAAACAAUCUCAAGCAAAAAGAGGAAGACUUAAUAAUAGCAGUAGACGUCGUCCAGCAACUAUUGUUAAAACAUUAACUUCUUCAAAUAUUGCUGACAAGUAUGAUAAGUUGCUGGACCGAAGGUUAGCUCUUUCACUAUUUGAAAAGAUCCGAUGUAAAAAUCAAAUUGAGUAUGAAACAGAAGAGCAUAGGUUACGAACACAAAAUCUAAAAUUAGAAAUACUAAUGAAGAAAGAACAAUUAAAAUCUAAAAAUAUUAACAUAGAUAAUAUAGAUAUAAAUAAUAUAAUUUAAUGAAUUAAGAUGUGUUGUUUUAAAAAAACUUUUUUGCUUUAUAAAUUUGUUUUUUUCAGUUAUAAAAAAAUAUUGUUUAGUUUAUAGAUUUAGUAUAUCGAUUUAGUUUAGUAUAUCGAUUUAUUUAAGUAUAUAGAUUUAGUUUAUAGAUUUCUUUAAAAAAAUUCUUGUUUUUGUUACCAGUUUUAUCCUGCAGUUUAUUUAAAUAUUUUUA